Pelobates cultripes (western spadefoot toad) is the source of this 2742-nucleotide messenger RNA. Lineage: Eukaryota; Metazoa; Chordata; Amphibia; Anura; Pelobatidae. The record is from the annotation of a GenBank genome assembly.
CAGCAGGGACAGCUGACAUACUCACAAAGAACACAGGGCAGGAAUUGCUUUAAAAUAUCUCAGCAAAGCUGGAGCUGAGUCACUGCUGCUAGAGAGGUCAGAAAGAAAUGAUCCUCUCCACUCCAAGGACAGCCAGACAUCCAUAAACUAUCCAGAAGGAUCUGAUAUACAGCCAGCUUAAAGGAAUCAGCCUGCCUUAGGAAGAUUUGCAGCUUGUUCUGGGUCUGUCACUCUGGGAUAGACGAUCACACUAAGUCAUUUAAAAUUCCACAUUUAAGAAACCUUUCUUUUUUUUUCUUGGAAAACAAAAAUAUCUCUGGGAUCAGAAGCAUUUUUUCUCCUUUUUUAAUUGUAAAGACUAAUUGCAGUUCCCAAAGGACCUAUGAUAUUUUAGCUGAAUUUCUCCUCCUUUCAAGGAAAGAAUUGAUUUUAACCCAGUAUUUGAAAUUGAAGAAGGACCCCCCCACCCAUGCACCUGCACAGUCCUUCCCUCAUGGCAGAUGGAAACUUCUCUCUUUCUGGACAUUUGGUCAGGAGUCCAGGAGGAAACACUUCCAGACUCCACAGCAUAGAAGCCAUCUUGGGAUUUUCUAAAGAGGACAGUGUCCUGAGCCCAUUCCAGACAGAGGGCAGUCUCAGGAAUGGCAAGGAAGCAGAGACUAGGACUUCUAAGCACUGUCUGCACAAAAUGUCAGAGGAGAUACAGCCCCAGCAGAGUGAUCUGGAGGACAGACAUGAUGAUGGCUAUGGGGGUAAGAACUGAACUUUGUUAGAAACUAGAUAGACAGACAGAGAUCAGAUUAACUUUAAUAAGGGGUAUUUAUCCAAUUAUCGGAAAGAAAAAAAAAUAACUGCAGAUAAUAUGUCAGUAAAAAAAUAGUUUUUAGGAGUAUACUGAGAUAAAUAUGCUGAUAAAUAGACUGACAGAUCAUGGAGUGAGAUAUCUCAUUGAAUUAAAGUUUACCUACCUCUAUGGUCGUAUUACAGCUCAUUCAUUAUUUCAAGGAUUAAACUAAACAUUUAUGAACAUCAUCAGGAUUCUAAUAGAUUCACAAAUAACAUGUUUUAGGCAGGGGGUAGGGAAUUGAAGAAUUUAGAUUUAAUUUAAUUUAACUUAAUUUUUCUCCAGCAGGUAGGUUGCGAAUUUAUAAUUUCCGCACAAUUCACUUUGAAUAGAUUCUUUAAUCCGUUAACUGCCGAAUAUGAGUCUCUUUGCGGUUCCUUUUGCAGUUAAGGCAUCAAAUUAAAGGAAGUUCCCUUCUCAUGUAAACAUUGCGUUUCCUUUUCUGUAGACUCCUACUGUACCAAAGGGUCCAGUGAGUGCCUGAGCCCCUGCCUAUCGGCCUCUAACAGCAGUGAUACCAAUAAACUUUCUGAUGAUGAACAGCCCAAGAAGAAGCACAGGAGAAACCGGACCACCUUUACCACCUACCAGCUCCAUGAACUGGAGAGAGCUUUCGAGAAGUCCCAUUACCCUGAUGUCUACAGCCGGGAAGAACUGGCUAUGAAAGUCAACCUCCCUGAAGUGAGGGUGCAGGUCAGUAAUAUCUUCAGCAAAGGGUCUUUCCGAAUGAGCACACGGUUUAUUGUAAGGGAGACAACUUUUCAUGACAGGUUUUGGGUACACCAAGUUUAUUAUAAGGGCCCACCCUUCAAUGAGGGAGCUUGCUUGCACCCAAUUUAUUAUACGGUGAUAAUUCUUCAAUGCUCCCAGUUUAUUAUAAGGGGACCAUUCUUCAAUGAGGGAGCUUGCAUGCACCCAGUUUAUUAUAAGGGGACCAUUCUUCAAUGAGGGAGCUUGCAUGCACCCAGUUUAUUAUAAGGGGACCAUUCUUCAAUGAGGGAGCUUGCAUGCACCAAGUUUAUUAUAAGGGCCCACCCUUCAAUGAGGGAGCUUGCAUGCACACAGUUUAUUAUAAGGGGAUCAUUCUUCAAUGAGGGAGCUUGCAUGCACACAGUUUAUUAUAAGGGGACCAUUCUUCAAUGAGGGAGCUUGCAUGCACACAGUUUAUUAUAAGGGGACCAUUCUUCAAUGAGGGAGCUUGCAUGCACCCAGUUUAUUAUAAGGGGACCAUUCUUCAAUGAGGGAGCUUGCAUGCACCCAGUAUAUUAUAAGGGGACCUACCCUUCAGUGAGAGGCUUUUUUGCUACUACUUUAUUUAUAAAUAUUUCCUUCUCACCAGCUAAUUACAAUUAUUAUUAAGGAAAUGAGGAAUAACACAAUAACGCCAACUACAGUCAUAAUUAAAGUUUUAAAUAAUACAAAUGUUUAAUUCAUGGAGUGACAUUAGAAUUAACAAACUGAGAUCGAUUGCAUGUUUAAUAACCACGUACAAUGUACAACAUUAACACGGAAUAAAUAAUAUUAAUAAUAUAUAAUAAUAAUUAAUAAUACAUAAAUACUAUAUAUAUAACUUUCCAUGAUGGUUCAUUUUCGAUCUUGCUGUAGAUUGUUAUGUAGGAAUAAUUUACAGAUAUUGUGGAAAGUUAAUGCAAUAAAAACACUAAUUUUUUUUUAUUUAUUUAAUUUAAUAUUGUUGAAUUAUUCUCCUAAAUGUGAAAGACAGCAUUACAUCUAAUAACUGAACACUGACUUGUAGUAAACUGGAAAUUAAGUUGUAAAAUCCUGGACUAAAGUAGCUGAAACGGGAACAUUCUCAAAUAAAGAUAUGAUUUGAUUAUUAUUAAUUAUUUUUUUUCGUUUCUUAGUCCAGCCUUAAUGUUGAGUUAGAUAACAAUUAA